This is a messenger RNA of Acanthamoeba castellanii str. Neff, 294 nucleotides long. RefSeq lists its product as uncharacterized. Bases 1 to 294 code for a protein of 97 amino acids. The record is from RefSeq and is a predicted model, not a curated record. Lineage: Eukaryota; Discosea; Longamoebia; Acanthamoebidae. The transcript is spliced from 3 exons.
AUGCUCAAGAUGGUGAAGCAGUCUGCCAUCAUGGCCAAAGUCCCAGUGAAGAAUGAGCUUGAUGAAUUGAGGCUGAACUUCUUCAUGAACACCAGCACCUCUGACAAGUUUUGUAUCCUGGAGACCUCAUCAUCAUUCGCCCAGGCACCUGUGGACUGGCCACUCCUGAUGUUGGACCUUAGCUCUAUCAAGGAGAUGGUGCCCAUGGGAACCAGCAUGUCAGCAGGACGACACUUGCUGCAGCUGCUGUGGUGCCUCCUGUGCUUGGUGCCUGAGAUGACAGUCCAGGUAUGA